Molecule: messenger RNA, 2544 nt
Organism: Boeremia exigua
Lineage: Eukaryota; Fungi; Ascomycota; Dothideomycetes; Pleosporales; Didymellaceae
Exons: 1
Coding region: 498-2345 (615 amino acids)
Source: RefSeq, a predicted model, not a curated record
GCCUUGCCUGAACAACACACAGGCUCACCCACCGUGACAACAACAACAACUCCGCCGCACCAUCGAUAUUUUUGCUGUCAGUCUAUUGGUAUUCUUGGAUGAGAUACGACUUACAUAUCGGCGGGCGUUGACCGCUUCCAACGAUCCGAGUAAGACACGCCCUGCAGCGCAGCUUUUUCAACCCCGUAGUAGCAUAGCCGAGCACUUGAACUCCCAGAAUCAAGUGAAAUGGAUGAUUCAGGAAACAUCGUCUGUUACCUGCAGAUCACCCGAGACAGGGGUGAAGGUCAUUGGAAAAUACAUAAUCUGGAUGAAACAACGCCCUUUCACAAAAUCUCCCCAAGCACGUUGUCUCGGAUUGAUUCUGGGUUCAUAAAGUUAUCCUCUGGCAGUCGAUAGAGACCCGCGCAUACAACCAGCCCAUUCCAGCCCUUCCCGAAGGAAGUCGUCAACGUCAGCUCGGUCGGAAUCGUCGUUUCUAAACUAACGCAUCCAGAAUGGAUCCUUUCCGUUACCGCAAGGCGUAUGCAGCAAUGCUACAGGCCACACAGCUCAUUGAACAACGGCUUCAACAGGGGGUUGAUGCUAAGCCUGAGCAGUCUGCACAGCAUGAUGUAUCGGGUGCCGCAUUCCAGGACCAGGACCCGGACAGUAUGGACUGGACUCCUACGGGGAGCCGGACGCCUAGUGUAGCUGCAGAGUGUGGACCACCACCCUCAUUGUCCGAGAAGCUGCGGCCGCUUCUGCCUCCUGGCGGGAAUGAUGAUGCGCAAGCUACGGACCACGGGGACGCUAUCCUCCUACGCAAGUUGAAGGAGGGUAAGCUGGUGGAUGCAUGCAUCGACAAGCUUGUUCAGGAUCUGCCGGAUGCGCUGAGCUAUAAUAACUCUACAUCAUUCACACCUUCUUCGAUAGAGGUGCCUAAAGACUUUGGGCUGCAGCUGUCCAUCUCGAUCAACCACCAUAUGGCACAGAUAGCAGACCGGAAAGCGCUGGAGAAGUACCGACGGCUGUUGGGCCAUCGCAAAACUGCGGCAAAGCGCAGACCUGUCAAACUUGGGUUUGAUCCAGUCGAGUUGAUCAAGAAGCAAGCUGUCACGUUCCCUGAGAGCGUACUCUCUCCAGCGUGCACGCUUGAUAACGAAGUCCAUCCUAUCUUCCGUCCAGAAAACUGGCACGGGUGCCCUGACAAUAUCUACGAAGUACUCAAGCCAGGCAUGCAGCUUGCGACGCAACUUUUAACGUCUCGAGCGACUGCCCACUACUGGCAUACGCUCGUUUUUGGCGACCGAGUACCAUGCGUCGCAACUUCAGAAGCCUAUGGCCAGCCGUGUCAUCGCAUAAGAAGCGAUGUGCCUUGGUCAGAAGAGCGCCAUGUUGCUUUCAACAACUUUUUGAGCAAUCAACUGGACACGUUGUACUUUUGCUUCCACAACAACCCUCUGCCGCCAGAGACCGUCUACGCGUCUAUGGGGUUGGUGAGAGACUACAAAAACGGCCUGGUGCGCAAGAUGAACGGCAAGUGCCAUUCGUCUCGCAUUUGCUUGCACUCGGACUUCUACACUACUGCGAAGAAGCUAAGCCUUCUGCGCUAUCGCGAGCCGGCAAUGGUCCUGCGCUUCAACCUAUUCUUGGCUAUCUGCCUCAGCCAUGAGAUUGCACACUUCUGCGAGGUAUCAGGCCCGCAUCACGACCAUCCAUUACUAUCAGCCCCUGAAGUUUUCUGGGGCGACAACAUGUGGACGGAAAGCGGGAUCGCAUUUGAGACGAAGAUCUUCGGCGGCCGUAUACACCCACUGUCGAGCCGGAUAGACUGCAGUCUUGGACUAGCAUGCCUGGACUAUCCACUCAAGGAGCUCUACGACAAGGACGAAAACGUGCUCUACGCGUUGCCGAUGGACUACAUUCUCAAGCUGCAGCAGAGCGAGACAUGGCAGCAAGACUUCAGCAAAAGCAGGACCGACGUCUUCUUCGUCCCUCGAAACGGCAGCAGGUCGGUCGAAAUCAACGGCGCGAAUCUGAUGAUCUGGGAAGACGAGAAUGACGCCGACAUCUCUGAUCAUAUUGAUGGGGAGGAGACGGAGUGGAAACGCAUGGACGACGGGUCGAUUGCCAAAAACCCCAACUCGAACAACCGUAGGGCCCAGCGACCACCUGUCGUUCAGCGCUGGAGCCCCUACGGUCAUAAGAGAAAGAACACAGUGGAGGAUGCAUCGUGUGUAGAAGCAGAAGUCGUCGAUGAUGCUGAAGUCAUUGCGCCAGCAGCGAGCGAGCCGGAGGGGAAAGCAGCGAAGGAGGAAGGCGUAGAAGAGUCGAGGAAAACGCCAGAUCAGGACAUGGCCUGAGUUGGAACAAAGAGGCCUGCUUUAGGUACAGACGGCCGCGGUGAACUGUUGCAUAUGCAUCUAGCAUUGGCGUUUGGGUACUCAAGGCAUAGUUGCUCUGGAUUCUUGCACUAGCAUAGCGAGCAUUUACGAACUAUUCUUAUGCAUUUCAGCCAUAUUAUACAAUCCAACGUUUAUUGAGUGGUUGACUCCCGAUGCA